AGAGAAAGAGACAAGGCUCAAGUAUUCUGCAUUUUAAGAUUUGACAAACCCCCUAACCCGUCAAAAAGUUGAGCCAGCAAAAGAGAGAGAGAGAGGGGUGCAAUGGAUAUGAGAAAAAUAGUAGUAGUUGUUGAAGAUGUGGAAGCAGCAAGAACGGCUUUCGAAUGGGCUCUUCACAAUCUGCUUCGUUAUGGAGAUUUGAUCACUCUCCUCCAUGUCUUCCCCAAGAGGUCCAGAAGCAAGAAGAAGCUUAGGCUCUCACGCUUGAAAGGCUUCCAGUUGGCUCUCUCCUUCAAGGACAUAUGCAGCGACUUCCCUAAUACAAAGAUCGAGAUAGUUGUCACAGAAGGCGACCAAGAAGGCGAUAGGAUCGUUGCCGUGGUACGAGAGAUCGGUGCUUCAGCGCUGGUCGUGGGGCUCCAUGACCAGAGCUUUCUUUACAAGUUGGCAAUGGCCCACAACAACAUAGCGAGCAGCUUCAAUUGCAGAGUCCUUGCCGUCAAGAGCAAUGCAAACUCAUCACCAGACAGUUCGUCAAUACCAGACAGUUCAACCAACAUGGACUUUUCCCAGAUCGAUCUCGCUGGAUUACAUGUCCCUGACCCCCUUCCCCCGAAAAUUCGAUACCGAAUAUGUCCAAGCCCUUCUGCAAUAAUAUGGAGAUCAAGCGGCAGCUCAAGGAGGAAGAGCAGCUCGAGGGAGGAGGCUCAGUUUCGUCUCAUUAGAAGCACAUAGCUCUUUGUGUUUUUUGUUGUCACAGUGAUCUUGAAGGGGUCUGAAUGUGGGUUUGAUUUUUUUAGCUUUAAUAAUGUAUGCUUUACACAACACACUUGCAUAUAGAAUAGUCCAAUUGACUUCAUCCAGUUCUCAGCUGAUGCUUAAUUACAAAGUUCUGACCCCUGUAACAUCUUGCUAUGGCAUUGUCUCUUUUGGCACAA
Messenger RNA from Vitis riparia (riverbank grape), 938 nucleotides. RefSeq lists its product as uncharacterized. The record is from RefSeq and is a predicted model, not a curated record. NCBI's taxonomy places the organism in Eukaryota, Viridiplantae, Streptophyta, Magnoliopsida, Vitales, Vitaceae. The coding region runs from base 103 to 735 and encodes 210 amino acids. The transcript has 4 exons.